CCCUGCCUACCCUGGGCUUCUCUUAGGGCAGACUCAGAAGGAAGUGCCCCUUCCUGAAUUAACUGAUAGCUAGAUAGUGGUGGCCAAGGAAGAGGGUGGGACGUUACAACGCAGGUGAUCCGUGAGUUUCGUUUUGGGGUGCAAACCAGGUCAGUGGGAUGCCUCACACUGAGAGAGAAGAGCUCACGCCUGAGGAAAGUGACCAACUGCUGCUUCUCCCGGGUGGCUACCCUCCAUUGUGGAACCACAUGGACUCUCUUGGGUCAGUAGGGUUGCGGCAAAGGGAAGGAGCUCCUGGCUGUUCCCAGGAGGGCUUGCCCUGCCCCUCAGACAGCUCUGAGCUGGUGUUGGAGUGUCUACAGCAAUUCAAGGUGACGAAGACACAGCUGCGGCAGAUCCAAGCCAGCCUCCUGGGCUCUAUGGAGCAGGCACUGGGGGGACAGGCCAGCCCUGCCUCUGCUGUCCGGAUGCUGCCCACAUAUGUGGGGUCCACCCCACAUGGCACUGAGCAAGGGGAUUUUGUGGUGCUGGAGCUGGGGGCCACAGGGGCCUCACUGCGUGUUCUGUGGGUGACCCUGGUGGGUAUUGAGGGACAUAGGAUGGAGCCCCGGAGCCAGGAGUUUGUGAUCCCCCCAGAGGUGAUGCUGGGUCCCGGUCAGCAGCUCUUUGACUUUGCUGCCCACUGUCUGUCUGAGUUCCUCGAUGCACUCCCCGUGGACAAAGAGGGUCUGCAGCUUGGGUUCAGCUUCUCCUUCCCUUGUCACCAGACGGGCCUGGACAGGGUGAGGCAAAGUGGGCAUGGGGACAGUAGGUGGAGGAGUUGCAGCCCCAUGAAGGCUGUUGGAGGAAUGACCCAGCUUUUCUGCCCCCAGAGCACCCUUAUUUCCUGGACCAAAGGUUUUAGGUGCAGUGGUGUGGAAGGCCACGAUGUGGUCCAGUUACUGCGAGAUGCCAUCAAGAGGCAGGGGGCCUACAGCAUCGAUGUGGUUGCCGUGGUGAAUGACACAGUGGGCACCAUGAUGGGCUGCGAGCCAGGGGUUGGGCCGUGUGAGGUCGGGCUUGUUGUAGACACUGGCACCAAUGCAUGUUACAUGGAGGAGGCAAGGCAUGUGGCAGUGCUGGAUGAGGACCGGGGCCGCGUCUGCGUCAGCGUUGAGUGGGGCUCCUUCAAUGAUGAUGGGGUCCUGGGACCAGUGCUGACCACCUUUGACCAUGCCUUGGACCGAGAGUCCCUGAAUCCUGGUGCCCAGAGGUUUGAGAAGAUGAUUGGGGGCUUGUACCUGGGUGAGCUGGUGAGGCUUGUGUUGGCUCACCUGGCCCAGCGAGGGGUCCUCUUUGGUGGCUGCACCUCCCCUGCCCUACUGAGCCAUGGCAGCAUCCUCCUGGAGCACGUGGCUGAGAUGAAGGACCCGUUGGCUGGGGCAGCCCGUGUGCAUGCUAUCCUGCGGGACUUGGGCCUGAGUGUGGGGGCCUCGGACGCUGAGCUGGUGCAGUACGUGUGUGCAGCUGUGUUCACUCGGGCUGCCCGGCUCUGUGCCGCUGCCCUGGCGGCUGUUCUUGCCCGCCUCCAGCACAGCCGGGAGCAGCAGGUGCUUCAGAUUGCUGUGGCCACCGGAGGCCGAGUGUUCGAGCGACACCCCAGUUUCCUCAGCAUCCUGCAGGAGACCGUGAUGCUCCUGGCCCCCGAAUGUGAUGUCUCCUUCAUUCCCUCUGUGGAUGGGGGUGGCCAGGGCGUGGCAAUGGUGACUGCUGUGGCCGCCCGCCUGGCUGCUCACCGCCGCCUGCUGGAAGAGACCCUGGCGCCUUUCCGGCUGGACCAUGAGCAGCUGGCAGCGGUGCAGGCACAGAUGCGGGAGGCCAUGGUCAAGGGGCUCCGAGGGGAGGCCUCAUCCCUCCGCAUGCUGCCCACUUAUGUCCGGGCCACACCUGAUGGCACUGAACGCGGGGACUUCCUGGCCCUGGACUUGGGGGGCACCAACUUCCGGGUCCUCUUGGUGCGUGUGACAGCAGGAGGUGUGAAGAUCACCAGCCAGGUCUACUCCAUCCCGGAGUAUGUGGCCCAGGGCUCUGGACAGCAGCUCUUCGACCACAUCGUGGACUGCAUUGUGGACUUCCAGCAGAAGCAGGGCCUGAGUGGGCAGAGCCUCCCGCUGGGUUUCACCUUCUCCUUCCCAUGCAGGCAGCUUGGCCUCGACCAGGGCAUCCUCCUAACCUGGACAAAGGGUUUCAAUGCAUCAGACUGUGAGGGCCAAGACGUUGUGUGUCUGUUGCGGGAAGCCAUCGGGCGAAGACAGGCAGUGGAGCUGAAUGUGGUUGCCAUUGUCAAUGACACGGUGGGGACCAUGAUGUCCUGUGGCUAUGAGGAUCCCCGUUGUGAGGUCGGCCUCAUUGUUGGAACCGGCACCAAUGCCUGCUACAUGGAGGAGCUUCAGAAUGUGGCAGCUGUGCCUGGGGACUCAGGCCACAUGUGCAUAAAUAUGGAGUGGGGUGCCUUUGGGGAUGAUGGCUCUCUGGACUUGCUUAGAACCUGCUUUGAUGCAAAUGUGGACCAGGCAUCCAUCAACCCCGGCAAGCAGAGCUUUGAGAAGAUGAUCAGUGGCAUGUACCUGGGGGAGAUCGUCCGCCAUAUUCUCUUGCAUUUGACCAGCCUUGGAGUUCUCUUCCGGGGCCAGCAGACCCAGCGACUUCAGACCAGGGACAUCUUCAAGACCAAGUUUCUCUCUGAGAUUGAAAGUGACAGCCUGGCUCUGAGGCAGGUCCGAGCCAUCCUGGAGGAUCUGGGGCUGUCCCUGACCUCAGAUGACGCCCUGAUGGUCCUGGAGGUGUGCCAGGCUGUGUCCCAGCGGGCUGCUCAGCUCUGCGGGGCUGGUGUGGCAGCUGUGGUGGAGAAGAUCCGUGAGAACCGGGGCCUAGAAGAGCUGACUGUGUCCGUAGGGGUGGAUGGGACCCUCUACAAGCUGCACCCCCACUUUUCCAGCCUGGUGGCAGCCACAGUGAGGGAGCUGGCCCCUCGCUGUGUGGUCACCUUCCUGCAGUCGGAAGAUGGAUCCGGCAAAGGUGCAGCCCUGGUCACUGCGGUUGCCUGCCGCCUUGCCCAGAUGGCCCGUGUUUGAAGAAGUCUCCAGGAACUACCCUUGCUGAACCAGGGCCCAGACCCCACCUGUCCCCAGCCAUGCAUGACUCCCAGAAUAGCCCAAGUGUGGCCCUUCUGCGGCCACUAGCCUUGACCUCUGGCUUUCCCAGAGAGAAGUAGCACUCAGGUUAGCAAUAUAUAUAUAUAAUUUAUUUACA
This is a messenger RNA of Callorhinus ursinus (northern fur seal), 3291 nucleotides long. RefSeq names its product hexokinase 3 (gene HK3). The record is from RefSeq and is a predicted model, not a curated record. Gene Ontology annotation, biological process: intracellular glucose homeostasis; carbohydrate phosphorylation; glucose metabolic process. Gene Ontology annotation, molecular function: fructokinase activity; ATP binding; glucokinase activity. Gene Ontology annotation, cellular component: cytosol; mitochondrion. Lineage: Eukaryota; Metazoa; Chordata; Mammalia; Carnivora; Otariidae.